This is a messenger RNA of Megalops cyprinoides (Indo-Pacific tarpon), 1142 nucleotides long. It is a transcript of the gene kifl, whose product is annotated as kinesin-like protein KIN-14E. Gene Ontology annotation, biological process: microtubule-based movement. Gene Ontology annotation, molecular function: microtubule motor activity; microtubule binding; ATP binding. Lineage: Eukaryota; Metazoa; Chordata; Actinopteri; Elopiformes; Megalopidae. The coding region runs from base 27 to 1142 and encodes 371 amino acids. The transcript is spliced from 8 exons. The record is from RefSeq and is a predicted model, not a curated record.
UUGAGAAUUACAACUCGGAGCGAAUCAUGAGGAAGAAGUACUAUAAUAUGGUGGAGGACAUGAAAGGUAAAAUCAGGGUGUUCUGCCGUAUAAGGCCCCUGAACAGAACGGAAGCAAGCAGCGGGAGCGGGCCUGUGGUCGACUGUCUGGACGAGUACACCGUUGCCGUGGAAACCACGCGGGGCUUAAGAGAGUUCCAGUUUGAUAAAGUUUUCAGCAAACUGAGCUCGCAGGAGGAGGUCUUCCAGGACACAAGCAGGUUGAUCCAGUCAGCAAUAGAUGGCUUUAAUGUCUGCAUCUUUGCAUAUGGACAGACUGGGUCAGGGAAGACCUUCACUAUGAUAGGUGACAAAGAUCUGAAGAACCCUGGCAUUAUGCCUCGAGCAUUCCAGAAGAUAUUCGAUAUUAUCCAGGAAAACAUGUCCAAGUUUGAUAUCAAGGUCUCAGCCUACAUGCUGGAGCUCUAUAAUGACCGCCUUCUGGACCUCUUUGUCAGCCCCGCCGAAGCUUUCAGCAAAAAGAUCGAAAUUAAGAAGGACAAAAAGGGUCUUGUUUUUGCUCAGGGAGCUGAGACUAAGGGGGCAGCCAGCGCAGAAGAGCUGUUUGCGCUGUUUGAACAUGGCUGUGCAAACCGGCAUAUCGCAGCCACAAAGAUGAAUUUGGAGAGCUCCCGCUCCCACCUGAUCAUUGGGAUCACCAUUGAGAGCACAAACCUGACGAACGGAAGCAUUACAUUCGGGAAGCUGAGCCUGGUGGAUCUGGCGGGAAGUGAGCGCGCAGCCAAGACGGGCGCCAAAGACGACCAGCUCAAGGAGGCCAACUCCAUCAACAAGUCCCUGAGUGCCCUGGGAGAUGUGAUAUUUGCCCUGUCCACCGAGCAGGCCCACGUCCCCUACCGCAACAACAAGCUGACCCAGCUCAUGCAAGAUUCGCUCGGCGGCAACGCAAAAACGCUCAUGUUCGUCAACAUCUCGCCCUCCGACUGCAACACGGAGGAGACCCUCACCUCUCUGGCUUAUGCAACGCGAGUGAAAGCAAUAACCAACAACGCACAGAGAAACUGGGAGAGCAAAGAGAUAGCUCACCUCAAAGAGAUAAUCCUGAAGCUGAAAUCGGGGCAACCAAUGGAGGAGGAGGUGUAA